GGCAUCAGUCUGCCGCCGUGUCGUCGCGCUCGCAUCAACACGCACGUGUCGUCAAUCAACAAAAAACAAUAUAUCAUCGGGUUUUUUUUUGUUUGUCCGUCCUCCCUCUUCUUGAAGAAGGCGGGGCGAAGAAAAAAAAGAGCAAGCAGCACCAAACAACAACAACAACCAAUCGAUCGGUCGUCGCCGUCGCGUCCUCGUGCAGAAAUUCAUUUUUAUUUUAAAGAAUUGAGAAACGAGUAACGACAUAUAUUCAUUCCACCGCCGCUCGCAGCUGCUUUUCUCGUGUGGUUAUGUCGAGACGACAACGACGGCGGUGCACGUCCGUAUAACAAUUAUUUCACAGUCUCGUCGCGAUUCGAAAUAAAUUGGAAUUGUGGAAACAGUAUAUCGUUGUAUAUAAUGAAUCGAAAUGUUGAGCGGGUCGGUGUUGGGGUUGGAGCUUUCCACAAUCCACCGAGAGCAAAAUAUAGCGAAGAAACGCGAGAUCUUAUUAAACUUCUUAUGGAGGAAUCAAAAUUAUCUAUGAUGCAAAGGAAAUCUAUACAAAGAGCCGUCGAUCGUGGUGACUCGCUGCCGCCGCCUGCUCCAAGUUCAUCGUCAUUUCCUUCGAGAAGCAGACAACGAACACCGGAUCCGAAAGAAAGUACACAAGUUACGUUUCCCUGUUAUUGGAAAAAACGAUCGCAGAACACGAUUGCGAAUAGCGGUGCUUAUGAUAGAGAACAAUACAGGAGAACCUCGCCUUUGCCUGACAAAGAAAGACAGAAACGUCAUCUCGCGUGCAUUAUGGCAUAUGGAAGAGACAUGCCACCAACGUCCCGCGGACCAAAAAUUGUCCACGAAAAACAAAACGAGGCUGCUGCUGAUACGUCCAAUGAUCCGCUUGAUCAUCUGAUUCGAGGUAUUCGAGAGAGAAUAGAAUUUCUAAGUGACAUGGAAAAUUUGGGCCAAGGUAAAAAGUAUCGGCCAACAAUUCAUCAGGAAAUAGCCCAGAAAAUUCGUGCGAUCGAGUCGAUAGACUCGAAUCAUAAAUCGAAUGAAAUUAUCGAGGAGUUGAAGAAUUAUAAAUAUCAAUUACCCCCACCAAAACCAUUUCCCAUGGGGGAACUCGAGGAUUCUUAACAAAAUAUCGGUGUAUUAUAGUCGCAUUUUUAAAAUAAAUUAUCAUCAUCUCAUA
Venturia canescens is the source of this 1180-nucleotide messenger RNA. RefSeq names its product UPF0193 protein EVG1 homolog. The transcript is spliced from 4 exons. NCBI's taxonomy places the organism in Eukaryota, Metazoa, Arthropoda, Insecta, Hymenoptera, Ichneumonidae. The record is from RefSeq and is a predicted model, not a curated record. The coding region runs from base 403 to 1125 and encodes 240 amino acids.